This is a messenger RNA of Syzygium oleosum, 1820 nucleotides long. RefSeq names its product transcription factor E2FB. Gene Ontology annotation, cellular component: RNA polymerase II transcription regulator complex. Lineage: Eukaryota; Viridiplantae; Streptophyta; Magnoliopsida; Myrtales; Myrtaceae. Gene Ontology annotation, biological process: regulation of transcription by RNA polymerase II. The record is from RefSeq and is a predicted model, not a curated record. Gene Ontology annotation, molecular function: RNA polymerase II cis-regulatory region sequence-specific DNA binding; protein dimerization activity; DNA-binding transcription factor activity, RNA polymerase II-specific. The transcript has 14 exons. The coding region runs from base 54 to 1457 and encodes 467 amino acids.
GGAAUCCCCGUCCCCCCCCCCCCCCCCCCCCGCCCGCCGCCGAUCCUCGCCCGAUGACCGAUCGCUCGGCCCCCAAGCAGCCGCCGCGCCCGGCCCCGCCCCAGCCGAAGCUGCAGGGCCCCCUCGACCGCCAGUUCCCCUUCUCCUCCGUGAAGCCGCCCUUCGUCGCUCCCCCCGACUACCAUCGCUUCUCCUCCCCCGAGGCGCCGCCGCGCAGGGUCGCUGAUCACGAGGCCGACGCUCUUCUGGUUCGAUCCCCGCAACUGAAGCGGAAAAGUGACACAGUAGAUGGCAAGGCAGAGCAAAACGAUUGGUCAGCUGGAGCUGGUUAUGCUGAAGUUGUCAGUAGUCCCGUUCAGACGCCUGUAUCAGGAAAAACAGCGAAGGGAAAUAAAACUUCAAGGAUCACAAAGAACAAUAGAUUAGGACCUCAAACUCCUAUCUCAAAUGCUGGUUCUCCAUCUGGCAAUAAUCUUACUCCAGCUGGUCCAUGUCGUUAUGACAGCUCUCUAGGUCUUUUAACAAAGAAGUUUAUCAAUCUGAUAAAACGUGCUGAAGAUGGUGUUCUUGAUCUAAAUAAAGCUGCUGAGACUUUAGAGGUGCAAAAGAGGCGAAUAUAUGACAUAACAAAUGUCCUUGAAGGCAUUGGGCUUAUUGAGAAGAAACUGAAGAACAGAAUUCAGUGGAAGGGACUGGAGGCUACAAGGCCAGGGGAGAUUGACGAAAGUGUCACUAGCUUACAGGCACAAGUUGAAAGCCUUGUGGUGGAGGAACAUAGGCUGGAUGAACAAAUAAGAGAAAUGCAGGAGAGAUUGAGGGAUCUCAGCGAAGAUGAUAACAAUAAAAGGUUGCUUUUUAUUACUGAAGACGACAUCAAGGCAUUACCAUGCUUCCAGAAUGAAACUCUCAUAGCAAUAAAAGCUCCCCAUGGUACAACUCUAGAAGUUCCAGAUCCUGAUGAGGCGGUUGACUAUCCCCAAAGAAGAUAUAGGAUUGUCCUCAGGAGCACAAUGGGUCCUAUAGACGUUUAUCUUGUUAGUCAAUUUGAAGAGAGGUUUGAGGAGAUUAAUGGCGGCGAGGCAACUCCAAGCGUUCAACCAAGAGUUAACGAGAAAUCAGCGACAACUAUGGCCCAGGAAGACUGCAGCAGACAGCAAAAUGAAAUGCAAGGCCAACUUGCUGACAUAGCUUACUCAGAUUUUAGUACCUCCCAAGACAUGGUGGGUGGAUUUAUGAAGAUCGUUCCUUCGGAUGUUGAUAGUGUUGCAGAUUAUUGGCUCUUAUCAGACGCAGAUGUUAGCAUCACGGACAUAUGGAGGGCAGAGUCUGGAGUUCAGUGGAAUGGCUUGGGUUCACUUCAUGAUGACUACGGCAUGGCUAAUGUCAGUACACCUCGGGCCCAAACUCCACCACCCAAUGCAACAGAAGUACCUGCUGCCGCCACUUCUCCGGCAUGAUAAGCAGCAUCAACUCUUUCAGGAAUCAUGGACCAGUUUCACAUGCAAAACAAUGACAUCUUGUCGUUUCCCGGACCUGUUCUGUCAUGGAGAUUGCUGGGUUCAACAGUUGGAGGCGGGAAAUUCCCCUCACCUCAUCCCUCAGAGCGCUGUGGAGAAAUCUGUCCAGUAUAAUAUACCCUGAGGGGACCAGGUUUAUGUACAGAUGAUUAGCAUGCAUAAAUUCAUGUGAUUUUGCAAGCAUGUAAUAAAGCGCGCAUAUGUUAAGCUUAUGCAUGUAUAUCGUUCCAUGUCCUUGUCAUGAUUUAUUUUAGUGUCGGAUCUUUGUACUCCAGCUCUUCUAGAAAUGGGAACCCGUUGCAU